AUGUCCAUGAUCACUACCUCCACUUGGGUGCCCCGGGGCUUCGCGGCGCCCUUCCCCUCAAAGUACACAUUUGACGAGAGCGAGUACGAGCGCAUAGCCGAGCUCGCCAAGCUGCAGCUGGACGAUGCCGAGGAGGACUUGAAGGAAGCGCAGGAUGCAGAAGACGGUGUUGCGGCCAGUGCUACAAACGGCACAGAGGAAUCGAAGACGGAAAAGGUUAACCUCGACGAUGAAGACCUGAAGGAAUACGAUCUGGAGCACUACGACGACAGCGACGAGGACGACGAGGAAAAGGUUGGUCAAGGCGAGGGCAUGGCCAUGUUCGGCAACAUCAAGUCACUGGCCUACUAUGAAUCGAACAAGGAAGACCCGUACAUCACGCUCCACGGCAACGGCGGGCCGGACGACGAUGAAGACGAGGACCGCGAGGACCUGCAGAUCCUCGCGACCGACAACCUCCUGCUUGCAGCAAAGGUCGAGGACGAGAUGGCUCACCUUGAGGUCUACGUCUACGAGGACUCGGCCGACAAUCUCUACGUUCACCACGAUAUCAUGCUCCCCGCGAUACCCCUCUGCGUCGAGUGGCUCGAUAUCCCUGUGCAGAAGGCCGGCGUUGACCAGGACUCGAGGGCCAACUUUGUCGCCAUCGGCACCAUGGACCCGGACAUUGAGGUCUGGGACCUCGAUACCAUCGACAGCCUGUACCCCAACGCCAUUCUGGGCCAAGCCGGCGAGGGCGCCGCGGACAAGAAGAAGAAAAAGAAGAAGGCCAGGAAGGCCAACGACGAGUACCACGUCGACGCCGUCCUUGCCCUCGCGGCCAACAGGAAACACAGGAACCUCCUGGCCUCUGCCUCCGCCGACAAGACGGUCAAGCUUUGGGAUCUGCACACGGCCAAGUGCGCCAAGUCGUACUCCUACCACACGGACAAGGUGUGCUCUCUCGCGUGGCACUCGAUUGAGUCGACUGUGCUGCUGAGCGGCAGUUACGACAGGACUGUCGUCGCCGCGGACAUGAGAGCCCCUGAGGCCAAGGCGCCCAGAUGGGGCGUCGAGAGCGACGUCGAGAACAUCCGGUGGGACCCCCAUGACCCCAAUUACUUCUACGUGUCCACGGAGAACGGAAUUAUACACUUCCAUGACGUUCGCAACGCGCCGGCGACACCCGAGGCGACCAAGGCCGUCUGGACGCUGCAGGCGCACGACGAGUCCGUCUCCUCCUUCGACAUCAACCCCGUCGUACCCGGCUUCAUGGCCACUGGUUCGACCGACAAGACCGUUAAACUGUGGAACAUUCAGGCCAGCGGCCCAUCCAUGGUCGUUUCCCGCAACUUGGACGUCGGCAAGGUCUUCUCGACGCAGUUCGCACCCGAUCCCGAGGUCGCAUUCAGACUCGCCGUUGCCGGCAGCCGUGGCACCAUGCACGUUUGGGAUACCAGCACCAACGCAGGCGUUCGACACGCAUUUGCCGAGCGCGUCCCGCAGAGGCCGGAAGGCGUCGAGGAGGACCGUCUCGUCGGCGUUUUGGAUGACGACAGCAGCUCCAGCGAGGACGAGGACGAGGGCGAGGAGGGCGAGAAGGACGGAGACGACUCGAUGGACGAGGACUAA
Molecule: messenger RNA, 1611 nt
Organism: Colletotrichum higginsianum IMI 349063
Lineage: Eukaryota; Fungi; Ascomycota; Sordariomycetes; Glomerellales; Glomerellaceae
Product: WD repeat domain-containing protein
Exons: 2
Coding region: 1-1611 (536 amino acids)
Biological process (GO): rRNA processing
Cellular component (GO): nucleus
Molecular function (GO): protein binding
Source: RefSeq, a predicted model, not a curated record